AGAUAAUAGGCGCCCACGUCUCGUCGCCCCCCUCCGCCUCAUCACUCCUCCCGUUUCGUUCCACCGCCACCUCCGUUUCUUCCCUCCCCUUCCCCGGCACGACCCGGCCCAAAGAUCUCCAAUCCCCACCGCCCCCACCUCCAGGGAUCUGUCUCCUGGCGAGCUCCCCCGCGCGACUGGAUCCGCCAUUCCCGACUCGGCGCCGGGUUUCUUCGCCUGGUCUGGUUUGGUCGCUCCGUUCUUGGCAGGGCCUCUGCGGUUCUGCUCCAUUCUUGGCUUGGGUUGUUCUUGCCUGCCGCUCGUGGAUCUUGCGCCAGGCCGAGAUGGGGUUUGAUCGGUUUGGAGCCUAGGGCAUAGGCGGCGGCGCGAUGCCAUUGGCCAUUUCUGGAGGAAUCCAUUGCCCAAUUUCUUCGGCUCCUUCGAUUCAUCCUACAUAGUAAGAAAUCUUGCAUUUGUUGUUUUGUCGUGUUUCAAUCUCCUUGCUAGUCCCCAAAUCGCAAGAUCCAGUUCGCCGGACCUUCCAUUUGUCCCCAAUUUGAGGGGGGCUGUCCCCAUCAAUCGCUCUCAACCCCCUUCUUUUUCCUUGGAAAAUCCUAUCCUUUCCUCCCCUACCGAAUCACGCACCCAAGAUCCACUGCAUUGGCCGCGAGCUGCUCGCAUUCUGCAAAUCUUGAUCGAAGAAGCAGUCGCGGCCGCCACUGGCCAGAGAUGACGUCGCCGGCGACGACGACGUACACCUCACCGUUCGUGCUCUCCGUGCUCCUGCUCCUCUCCAUCCCGGUCGUCUUCCUCCUCGCGCCGCGCCUCCUCCCGCCCAAGACGCUCCCGGCCAUCUCGGACGCCGACGAGUCCGACGACCUCGCCCUCUUCCGCCGCGCCAUCCUCUCCUCCUCCACCGCCACGCCGACGCCCUCCUCCGCAGCCUCCUACUUCUUCCGCCGACGCCCGGCCCCCAAGGUCGCCUUCCUCUUCCUCACCAACUCCGACCUCGUCUUUUCCCCGCUCUGGGAGAAGUUUUUCCGCGGCCACCACCACCUCUUCAACCUCUACGUCCACGCCGACCCCUACUCCGUCCUCGAGCUGCCUCCCACUCCCUCCUUCCGCGGCCGCUUCGUCCCCGCCAAGGCCACGCAGCGCGCCUCCCCUACCCUCAUCUCCGCCGCGCGCCGCCUGCUCGCCACAGCGCUCCUCGACGACCCGUCCAACCAGUUCUUUGCGCUCCUGUCGCAGUCCUGCAUCCCGCUCCACCCGUUCCCUACCCUCUACAAUGCACUCGUAUCCGACAAUGCCGGCCCUCAUGGCCGCCACCGCAGCUUCAUAGAGAUAAAGGACAACAUUGACAACGACUCCACGCUGCUACACGAUAGGUACUAUGCCCGAGGUGAUGACGUGAUGCUCCCGGAGGUGCCAUAUGAUCAGUUCCGCGCCGGGUCGCAGUUCUUUGUGCUGAUCAGGAGGCAUGCCAUCAUGGUCGUGAGGGAUAUGCGGCUGUGGAAGAAGUUCAAGCAGCCCUGUCUGAUCAAGCGCAGGGAUUCAUGCUACCCGGAGGAGCAUUAUUUCCCCACAUUGCUGGAUAUGCAGGAUCCUGAGGGUUGCACCAAGUAUACCCUGACAAGGGUAAAUUGGACAGAUUCGGUCGCGGGUCACCCACACACAUACCGGCCUGGAGAGGUGUCGGCGAGCCUGAUCAGGGAGCUGAGGAAGUCGAACGGGAUAUACUCAUACAUGUUUGCCCGCAAGUUUGCUCCUGAGUGCCUUGAGCCAUUGAUGGAGAUUGCGGACUCAGUCAUCCUACACGACUAGGCCAGAAGCAACCCCCAUUUGAGGGAGUCGGAGUUUGUACACUGAGACGAGUGAGGUAUGGAAAUGUGCACUUGCUGCGGUGUUGCUGAAAGAACUAAUCUUCUUCUAUUUAGGUGUUGUGUUGGAGAGAAAUGUCUCCAAAUGGAGUGUACAUAGUACGGAAUGCGAGAGUAGUAGGUUGUUCAGUAAUUUGUAUGCUUGACAAUUUCAUAAUAAAGAGGCAUACUACAUUAGAUUGUUAUUUUGUCAUCAA
Messenger RNA from Phragmites australis (common reed), 2056 nucleotides. RefSeq names its product glycosyltransferase BC10-like. Gene Ontology annotation, cellular component: membrane. The record is from RefSeq and is a predicted model, not a curated record. Gene Ontology annotation, molecular function: glycosyltransferase activity. Bases 709 to 1803 code for a protein of 364 amino acids. NCBI's taxonomy places the organism in Eukaryota, Viridiplantae, Streptophyta, Magnoliopsida, Poales, Poaceae. The transcript has a single exon.